CAUGUGCGUGUGCAUGUCUAGGAGUAUGUGAGAAUGAGUGCAAUGACACACAUCGUCAUAACCAAAUUGAAGAGUGGAGGAGACAUUAGAGCAUUGUUUUUACUGGAUGGAUGUUUUCGAUUUGGAUUUCUGCAACAACAAGGGAUUAAAUUCAACCUUUGAAUGGAUCAUGAAUAUAAAUAAGGUCAGGAAAGGAUAAUCACCUUACAUUACGAGGAAAGGUUUCGUGCACCAGUAGCAUCAUGCCAGUCACAUUCGGAGAACUUAGCACCCUCACCACUCCACUUUCAGUGGCUCGUCUCUGCGCUUUGUUCUUCAGCUGCCUCACGCUCAGCCUGGUCUCCUCUGUGGGCUAUACCUCCGAAUCACCCAGUCUUCACACCUUCUACAGCUUCUGCAUGGUUAUAUGGUGCCUCUUCUUUGUCCUCACCUUCCUUGUUGUGGUUAUCCAUUUCAUCCAGUUCCACAACUUGUUACCGCUUUCCUGGAAGAACCUCACAGCCACUGUGGCGGCUCUUGGCAUGCUCAUGACAUUUUCUGCCUCCUUUGCCUUCAUAUGGACCAUAGCGGGUCAACAUGAAUCCAAGAGGAUAGUGGCCGCCGUGGGCUCCUGUCUCACUUCGCUGGCUUACGCCGCAGAGCUCCAGUUCAUUCGAUCACAAAACGAUGGCCACCAGCGAGGCUACAUGGCCACGGUACCUGGACUUCUCAAGCUCCUGCAGGUCUUCGGAGGAUGCAUCGCGCUGGUGCUGCUCAACAUCCAACCCGAACCCUCCUGGAGGACCUGUGUGUCGAAUGUAACCUACAGCGUGUGCCUACUUCCAUCUGUGGGCACAGUUCUGGUGAUGCUAAUGGACUGUGCGGGUCGCAGCCCUGUACCAUUUGACCGGCUGCUCGCCAGCUUCAGCCUGCUGGGAGUGAUCAUGUAUACCGCAGGCACAGUCGUUUGCUUCACACGAGCACUCGAGCAGUACAGUGGCACUAAAAAACCAGAACUUGUUUUUAUAAUGAGUGAGACGGUGAUGGCAUGCAUCACUUUGCUGGCAUACACAGUGGACCUGGCUUUCUCUGUUAAACUGCUAUGUGACCGAAAUUAAGGAGGUGACACCUUUAAGUGGAGGACGUGGCUUGUUAGUUAAAGCAUGGGUGAUGUUUUUCAUAAUUCAGUAUUAUUUAAACAACACAAGAUUGUGUCUUUUUGAUAUUAUGAUAAAUUAUCAUAAAUGGUGAAUAUUUCUGUGCUGUACUCUGAGAAAUACUAUUUACGCUUAUAUACGCUGUCUGUCAAAUGUUUUUGAUCACUUGGAGUUCCUUAUCUUUAAUUACAGUUCCAGUUUUAGCUUUAGUGCUGUAGAUUAAAAAUGAUCGGCAGUUAAUUAUGAAACUAUACUAAACACGUCAUUCUCCAUUUGUUUUUUUGAAGACUGGAAACUUUCAGAUCUAACAGCGCUCUAAAUUACAGCUUUAUCAAAUUUAUUAAGUGUAAACCAGUUAAGACUGACAGUGUUAAUAUGAUUUACAAGACAAAUAUACUGUAUAUAUGUGCUACAAGUGGCUUAUUAGAGUAAUUAAUGUCUAGGCCUGUUCCAGUUAGAUCUAGAUUGUUUCCAAUGAAAUAAAACACACUUUUCUCA
Messenger RNA from Pangasianodon hypophthalmus (striped catfish), 1634 nucleotides. RefSeq names its product myeloid-associated differentiation marker homolog. The transcript has a single exon. The record is from RefSeq and is a predicted model, not a curated record. Gene Ontology annotation, cellular component: membrane. Bases 243 to 1097 code for a protein of 284 amino acids. Lineage: Eukaryota; Metazoa; Chordata; Actinopteri; Siluriformes; Pangasiidae.